AUCGCAAAUCCUUCAAAAUAGAGAGACGUGCUUGAUGAGAAUCGCUGUCUUGAGAUACAGUCUAGGUUGCUCUCCGUGGCCUCUGGUUCAACACCCUUGGAGAACAUUGUUCAGCUCGGAUCUGGUGAAUUUUAAGGUCACGCUGCGAUGAAUCUGCUUAUUAUUGAUCAUUUAGCUGUUGUGAUUAUCUUCGAACACUCUUUCUACGUUUACGACAGGCGGCGCCAUCUUCAAGACGAGCAAACGUAUGAUCCCUCUUUUUAUGUCGUUCUCGAGCAGUACAUCGCAUCUCCGCAUGCAGCUGCUGUAAAGGCAGCUGUGAGCACUGCCGUCCAGGCGUAUCAAGAAACUGUGGCUACUGCUCCCCGCGCAUAUGAAGACGCCAUGGCUGCUGCUUCCCGCACAUAUGAAGACGCCGUGGCUGCCGCUUCCCGUGCAUAUGAAGACGCCGUGGCUACCGCUUCCCGCGCAUGUGAAGACGCUGUGGCUACUGCUUCCCGCGCAUAUGAAGAAGCUGUGAGGACUGCUGUCUAUCCAUCUCAAGGAAAUUUGCCUGCUUGGACGGCAAAGUUACCGUUUGAACCCUUGAAGAGGAAGGCAAAAGCAGCUUUUGAACGCUCUAAGGAGGAGAAAGAAGCUUUCGAACGCUCUAAGAAGGAGGAGAAAGAAGCUUUCGAACGCUCUAAGAAAGAGGAGAAAGAAGCUUCGUGCUAUCGGGCGAAGAAGGAGAAAGAAUCUUCGUGCUCUCGGGCGAAGGAGGAGAAAGAAUCCGUUGAACUCUCCAAGAAGAAGGAGAAAGAAUCUUCGGGCUCUCGGGCGAAGAAGGAGUUAAUAAAGGCUGUUAUUCAAAUCACUUUAGAUCAUCGCCUGCUAAGACCUUAAUGUUGGGCGAUGCAACAUAAUGUUCCGGUUCGGAGUGGAGCUGAGGUGUCUUGCCUCUGAAUGCAGGUUGCUCGAAAGGUUUCU
This is a messenger RNA of Suillus plorans, 966 nucleotides long. RefSeq lists its product as uncharacterized. The coding region runs from base 148 to 882 and encodes 244 amino acids. The record is from RefSeq and is a predicted model, not a curated record. Lineage: Eukaryota; Fungi; Basidiomycota; Agaricomycetes; Boletales; Suillaceae. The transcript is spliced from 4 exons.